CAGGCGGAGUGAGCGGAGCGGAGCGGCAGCAGCGGAGGAACCGGCCCAGAACCGUCCCAGAACCUCAGCACCCUUCAACACGUCCCAGAAAUAAAGAGCGAGCCAUGUCGGCCAAAGCCAUCUCCGAGCAGACGGGGAAGGAGUUCCUGUACAAACACAUCUGCACGUCUGCAGCCGUUCAGAACCGCUUCCGCUACGCCAGCGUGACGCCCGAGACCGACUUCGACCGGCUGGUGCAGGACCACCCAUGGCUGAAGACGGAGAAACUGGUGGUGAAGCCGGACCAGCUGAUCAAGCGGCGGGGGAAGCUGGGCCUGAUCGGAGUCAACCUGGACCUGAACGGCGUGCGGGAGUGGCUCCAGCCCCGCCUGAUGCGGGAGGCCACGGUGGGAAAAGCCAAGGGCAUCCUGAAGAACUUCCUCAUUGAGCCGUUCGUCCCGCACAAACAGGCGGAGGAGUUCUACGUCUGCAUCUACGCCACCAGGGAGGGCGACCACGUGCUGUUCCACCACGAGGGCGGCGUGGACGUGGGGGACGUGGACGCCAAGGCGCUGAAGCUGCUGGUGGGCGUGGACGAGAAGAUCGGAGAGGAGCAGGUGAAGAAGCAGCUGCUGGUCAACGUCCCCGACGGCAAGAAGGCCGUCCUGGCCAGCUUCAUCGUGGGACUCUUCAACCUGUACGAAGACCUCUUCUUCACGUACCUGGAGAUCAACCCUCUGGUGGUCACGAAGGAUGGCGUCUACGUCCUGGACAUGGCGGCCAAGAUCGACGCCACGGCCGACUACAUCUGCAAGGCCAAGUGGGGCGACGUGGAGUUCCCGCCGCCGUUCGGCAGGGAGGCGUAUCCCGAGGAGGCCUACAUCGCCGACCUGGACGCCAAGAGCGGCGCCAGCCUCAAGCUGACCCUGCUGAACCCCCGCGGCCGGAUCUGGACCAUGGUGGCGGGAGGCGGCGCCUCGGUGGUGUACAGUGACACCAUCUGUGACCUGGGCGGCGUCGAGGAGCUGGCCAAUUACGGCGAGUAUUCAGGAGCGCCGAGCGAGCAGCAGACGUACGACUACGCCAAGACCAUCCUGUCUCUGAUGACCAGGGAGAAGCACCCAGACGGAAAAGUCUUGAUCAUCGGCGGCAGCAUCGCAAACUUCACCAACGUCGCAGCGACGUUUAAGGGAAUCGUUCGAGCCAUCAAAGACUACCAGACGCCUCUGAAGGAACACGAAGUCUCCAUUUUCGUGCGUCGUGGAGGACCCAACUACCAGGAGGGCCUGCGGGUGAUGGGGGAAGUCGGGAAGACCACCGGCAUCCCCAUCCACGUGUUCGGCACCGAGACUCACAUGACGGCCAUCGUGGGCAUGGCGCUGGGCCACCGGCCCAUCCCCAGCGAGCCGCCGGCCGCCGCGCACACCGCCAACUUCCUGCUCAACACCAGCGGCAACACCUCGACCCCAGUUUCCAGCAGAACAGCCUCUUUCUCUGAAAGCAAAGCCAGCGUCGGGGCCUCGCCGGCCAAGAAGGUGAAAAGUGGAGCGUCCAGGGAAAAGGCCGCCACGCUGUUCAGCAGGCACACCAAGGCCCUGGUGUGGGGCAUGCAGACCCGGGCGGUGCAGGGCAUGCUGGACUUCGACUACGUCUGCUCCAGAGACGAGCCGUCGGUGGCGGCCAUGGUCUACCCCUUCACCGGAGACCACAAGCAGAAGUUCUACUGGGGCCACAAGGAGAUCCUCAUCCCGGUCUACAAGAACAUGAGCGACGCCAUGAGGAAGCACCCGGACGUGGACGUGCUCAUCAGCUUCGCCUCGCUGCGCUCCGCCUUCGACAGCACCAUGGAGACCAUGCAGUACCCGCAGAUCCACACCAUCGCCAUCAUCGCCGAGGGGAUCCCCGAAGCCCACACCAGGAAGAUCAUCAAGGCGGCCGACGAGAAGGGCGUCACCAUCAUCGGCCCGGCCACCGUCGGAGGAAUCAAACCCGGCUGCUUCAAGAUCGGGAACACGGGCGGCAUGCUGGACAACAUCCUGGCGUCCCGGCUGUACCGCCCGGGCAGCGUGGCCUACGUGUCCCGCUCCGGCGGCAUGUCCAACGAGCUCAACAACAUCAUCUCCCGCACCACCAACGGCGUGUUCGAGGGCGUGGCCAUCGGCGGGGACAGGUACCCGGGCUCCGUGUUCACCGACCACGUGCUGCGCUACCAGGACACCCCCGACGUCAAGAUGAUCGUGGUGCUGGGAGAGAUCGGAGGAACGGAGGAGUACAAGAUCUGCCAGGCCAUCAAGGAGGGCCGGAUCACCAAGCCGGUGGUCUGCUGGUGCAUCGGGACCUGUGCCACCAUGUUCUCCUCCGAGGUCCAGUUCGGCCACGCCGGCGCCUGUGCCAGCCAGGCCUCGGAGACGGCCGUAGCCAAGAACAAGGCCCUGAGGGAGGCGGGCGCCCACGUGCCCAAGAGCUUCGACGAGCUGGGAGACGUCAUCCGGACCGUCUACAACGACCUGGUGGCGAAGGGCGUCAUCGUGCCGGCCGAAGAGAUGCCUCCUCCCACCGUCCCCAUGGAUUACUCCUGGGCACGAGAGCUGGGUCUGAUCCGUAAGCCGGCCUCCUUCAUGACCAGCAUCUGUGACGAGCGAGGCCAGGAGCUGAUCUACGCCGGCAUGACCAUCACCGAGGUCUUCAAGUCAGAGAUCGGGCUGGGGGGGACGCUGGGGCUGCUGUGGUUCCAGAGGAGGUUGCCCCGGUACGCCUGCCAGUUCAUCGAGAUGUGCCUCAUGGUGACGGCCGACCACGGCCCCGCCGUCUCCGGGGCGCACAACACCAUCGUGUGCGCCCGGGCCGGGAAAGACCUGAUCUCCAGCCUCACCUCGGGCCUGCUCACCAUCGGCGAUCGCUUCGGAGGCGCUCUGGACGCCGCGGCCAAGCAGUUCAGCAAGGCGUUCGACAGCGGCAUGCUGCCCAUGGAGUUCGUCAACAAGAUGAAGAAGGAGGGGCGGCUGAUCAUGGGCAUCGGGCACAGAGUCAAGUCGAUCAACAAUCCAGACAUGAGGGUCCAGAUCCUGAAGGACUUUGUGAAGCAGAACUUCCCGUCGUCCCAACUGCUGGACUACGCUCUGGAUGUGGAGAAGAUCACCACCUCCAAGAAACCCAACCUGAUCCUGAACGUGGACGGCUUCAUCGGCGUGGCCUUCGUGGACCUGCUCAGAACCUGCGGCGGAUUCACACGGGACGAAGCCGACGAGUUUGUGGAGAUCGGCGCUCUGAACGGCAUCUUUGUCCUGGGACGCACCAUGGGAUUCAUCGGACACUACCUGGACCAGAAGAGGCUGAAGCAGGGUCUGUACCGCCACCCCUGGGACGACAUCUCCUACGUGCUCCCGGAGCACAUGUCCAUGUGAGACCAGGACCAGAACUGGAACCGGAACCGGACCGCGCCCGGCCGUCCCCUCCCGCCGCUCAAACUGUGAUCCGUCGCCUCAAAGCAGUGUCAUCGUACUGAAGAGAUCUAUGAGUGUUCCGUUUUUAUUUUAAUAUCUGUAAACUUGCUAAGCUGAAGCUGAAGCUUCCUGGAGGAUUAAUGAGAGUCGGUGACGUGCCGUUAUUUACCCACAGGUAGUGAAUCGUCGUAUUAACCUAGCAUGCAUGUCGGUAUCGGACUAAUGUGUCUCUCUGUGCCGCUCUUCUCAUCGUGCCAUUUGAUAUCAUGAGCUUGCUGCAGGAGCUGAACGUGUCGUGCAAUAACGCCUCUGUGGACCUUCACAGGGGAACAUGAAGUUGUAGCGCUUGCUGUGCUCGCUGUGGCACAUGGGACCAUUUUAUGAGUCAUUUCCUGGUGCUGCUGUUUCCUGGAAGUUUUAAAAGUACGAUAUCUCUGAUUUUAGUGUAAUGCAAAUCAAUAUGACCUCAAAUACUAAGCUAAAUGAGAGAAAGGUCACUCGUCCUUCAACAGUCGGUGAUCCAUCCUGCCUCCGAUCAUUUAGCCAUAGAUGAGAUAAGGUGUGUGAGAACAGAGCUACAGAGGCUUCCUUUGAAAAAAAAUCAUGAUUGCAUUGUUUUGAGUCAACAGUGCACUGAGAACAUGUUGACUUGACGAACGGCAUCAGGAGAGAUAAGCAGAUAAUUAGAUUAUGAUCACGACUCCGAGAGGUUGAGACUAAACUCAUUAAUGUUACAGAUGUGUACAGAAUCUGCUAGAAAUCACAAACAUCACCAGUGUUUUAUUUUUUAUGUAUCCAUAGAUUUUUUUUAUUUUAACUGUUGUAGUGUGGACUGACUGUGCCUCUGUACUGAUUCGUGGUGUGUUUACAGCUGUGUGAUUGAGUCAAAUAAAAUGUGACUAAUGU
This is a messenger RNA of Salarias fasciatus (jewelled blenny), 4328 nucleotides long. It is a transcript of the gene aclya, whose product is annotated as ATP citrate lyase a. The record is from RefSeq and is a predicted model, not a curated record. Bases 105 to 3383 code for a protein of 1092 amino acids. The transcript has 28 exons. Gene Ontology annotation, molecular function: ATP citrate synthase activity. Lineage: Eukaryota; Metazoa; Chordata; Actinopteri; Blenniiformes; Blenniidae. Gene Ontology annotation, cellular component: cytosol. Gene Ontology annotation, biological process: acetyl-CoA biosynthetic process; fatty acid biosynthetic process; citrate metabolic process.